This is a messenger RNA of Spirometra erinaceieuropaei, 20379 nucleotides long. The record is from the annotation of a GenBank genome assembly. NCBI's taxonomy places the organism in Eukaryota, Metazoa, Platyhelminthes, Cestoda, Diphyllobothriidea, Diphyllobothriidae.
AUGGUCGAUAGUGGUGUCCCCCAGGGUUCAGUACUGGGACCCAUUUUGUUCCUUAUCUACGUGGACGAUGCCGCAAGAGAUUUAGACUGUGAAGUUGCAAUGUUUGCGGAUGACAUGAAGAUAUGGAGUGUAAUUCGGGGUCCUGCUGAUGAAGACAGACUGCAGGUGCACCUGAAUCGGUUGGAGGAGUGGUCAAACCGUUGGCUCCUGCGGUUCAACGUUGCCAAAUGUAGCAUACUUCGUCUAGGCAACACAGCCAGAUCCGCCAGCACAAGAGACUACUUUCUGGGCGGUGCAGCCCUACAAGAGGUCGAAGCCCAAAAGGACCUCGGUGUGCUUACGACGAGUUCCCUAAAACCAUCCGCCCACUGUUCGAGGGUGGCAAAAACCGCAAUGUCCGUACUGUACGCCAUCAAGCGUGCGUUCAUGGACUUUGACGAAGAAGCUUUCUCUAAGACAUUCGGAACAUUCGUCCGGCCGCAUUUAGAGUACGGCAUAUAGGCUUGGAGGCCGUGGGCUGUUGUGGAUCAAAACUGCCUCGAAAGAGUCCAGAGGAGAGCCACGAAGAUGGUCAGGGGUCAAAGCUCCUUUCUUUAUGCAACCCGCCUAGUAAAUCUGAACCUCUUUCCUUUGAGUUACAGGCCACUUCGCGGAGAUCUCUUGCAAGCCUUCCGCAUUGUAAAGGGGUUGGAUUGCAGUCUGGCCUUCGAGGACUUUUUUGAAUUUGCUACCACGAACAACCUCCGAGGUCACCCGUUAAAACUGCGCACUCAGCAGGCACGGCUGGAUGUGCGGAAGUUCUCCUUCUCGGUUCGGGUGGUCAAACCAUGGAAUGGGCUUCCUGCAGAUGUUGUGAUGUCACCAUCUAUACAAAGUUUUAAGAAGAAUCUGUACAUAUUUAUGUUCCGAAAUGACCAAGAGCGUUGAGAAGUGGAGCUCACCCCCUGUAACUCCAUUUCAUUUUGUCCCACAAUUAUGGGCGUGUUCGAACUAUUUCAGCCCAGAACAUCUACCUGUACACCACACUUUUUUACGUUGCAAAUAGAGUACUCAAAGGCGUACGCCUAUCUCCCUCAAUAAACUGAACUAAACUAAACAAUCGCAAUGAUAAGGCAACGCAUCUGUUUACUGUAAGUCAGUGUGGAAAUAUUGUGUAUGGCAAAGUGUUUUACAGAGCUGGCUGUGAGUAAUCAUGUUGUAAAAGUCGGUUUCUGCCUUCAAAACUAUCUUUCUACAGUUUUUGAUGACAUUAGACUUUUAUUCGUUCAUACAUUCAGAGCUCAGUGUCCUUCUACAGCUUCUAAUGCCAUCCCGUUAGUAGAGUACUGAUUUAUGAGAGGGGCAUGUUGCCGGGGUUUAAGUGCCGGACCAUGCAUUUGAGCACAAUAAACUUUUAAAUCCAUCUGUUUGACCAGACCCUCCGUUUGUCGAUGUUCGACUGCAACUGCUUUGCGUCAUCGUCGGACCUGACUUCAUUCCAUAGUUUUAUGUCACCCGCGAACAUAAGAGCUCCACAACCUAGUUCGCUGAAGCAUUCAUUUACAUAAACCAGGAAGAGUAGUGGGCUUAAAACAGCAUCCUGUGGACACCAUUUUCAACUUACUACUUAAUUUGCUAUGUUUAAACACACAAUUCAUAGUCCACGAGGUACCGGCAGCUACACGAGUGCACACAUUCACUGUUAAUCUGGACCCAUGAAAAGGAUAUCUGACGUACACGUUGUUGGUCCCAGGCAUAUUGCUGAAAGUCUCUAGCACGAUAACUGCCUGUGUCCGCGGUAUUCAGUAAUCAACCAUUUUCCACCAAGUCGUUUUGAUUGCAAAAAGCAACCUAACUGUUUACGCAACCAUAUUGGCUUCUGCGACCUUGUUCUAGCACAUGAUCAAAACCAUUCCUUUUACUCCUUCGUACAAGGGUCCACAGGCGCCCGAAAGACAAAUAAAUUGCCUAAACACAGGUAUAUUUUCUCAUGAAAUUAAUUUUAAUGCUAAACUUAAGGUUUCGCACAUCUUUCUUCGCAACACUCAACUCUAGGUUGGUUGCCUCUCUAAGAUAGGGUCUAAUGACUUUGCGUCUAAUGGUUUGAAAUAUAUCAAAAGUACGAAACAGAGCAGAAAUAUGAAUUCCCGGAAAAUACGUUUCCAAACAUUUAAAUCUCUAGCUUAUUUAUAAAUAACAACUACCAUUGGUAGCAGAACCGAUUAUUGCUUUAGAUUUCCAUACGACGUAUUCAGUUCACAGCUUACAUACCCGUCUCCAAAUUUUUUUCUAAAUACCAUCGGCAAAAGCCCUGCUGUUCGAACUACACUAUAUCUAUAUUAUUGAAUGCCAGGUCUGUUAAUAACAAGAUGGCUAAAUCAGGGCCACUGCUCUCAAAAUGACGCCUGAUAUUAUAUUUAUAAUAGAAUCUUGGACCCAUUUUCGAAUUCAUGAAUCUGACCUUCCUAUAGAUUACUUCGAUUUUUAUCCUCUAGACCGCACUACUAGGCGUAGGGGCGGUUGUCUUCUUUAUCUUACAUCCUACUUUAAGCACUCUCCCUAUUACCUGGAUAUCUCCUCAUUCACAGGAAACUUCUGCUUUGCAUCUGUCAUUCUCUCGCCGCAAAGAAAGGCAAUUAUUGACUGUAUCUACAAACCCCAAACUGUUCAGCCACUGAUGUUUCACAGCUUUGUGAAAUCUUUUAGUCAAUUUUGAAAGCUGCUUUUGAUGUUAAAAUAAUCACUGUGGAUUUUAAACUUCCCGAAAUAGACUCACUUUCCAAUACCUGUCCACCUAGAUUCCAGCCCUUCCAAGAUAUUGUCAAUUUUUCUAACUGGUCCCAACUGGUGCGCUCUCCAACAAGAGAUAUUCACACUUACAUCUGAUUUUUACCAAUGAUAUGGCCCCUCUUUUUGUUGCUCCCAAAAAGGACCCUUAUGAUAAUGACCAAGUAUUAAUUCAUUUUUGCUUACCGCAUCCAUUUUCAAAAAAGACCAACACCUCUCGGACGUACCUAAACUACGAUUGCGUAGAUAACGACUUAAUAAAUAACUAUAUUGCUAAGGCCCGUUUGUGCGCAACCGUUUAAAAUCCUCCGAUCUGAGCUAAAUUGAAACUUGUUUAAAAUUGAAAUAUUUGACAUAUGACGUGUUUAGCCAUAAUAAAACCUCAUGCCCAGGAAAACAUACUAGUGUGAUGCCUCUUCUCCCUUCCAGAAUGUAGUAAUGGUGACACAAGCGUCAAUCACUUAAUAAACGAUAUACGUAAUAUAAAAACUGAAUAUAAGAUAAUCGCAGACGACCUAAACCGCCCAGAAAUAAAGUGGUUCGAAUUACCGGCACCUACCAGGCACGAAGAAUUGUCAUCUUCAAUUAUCUUUAUAAUCUAGACACAAAUAGUUGACAAACCCGCCCGAGUAAACAAUAUACUAGACGUUAUUUUCACAAAGGACAUCUGACCCUUCUAUAUGCACUACGACUGCGUAACCUUUGAAAGUGACCACAAAGCCAUAACAUCAACACUCCCCUUAAAAGCAAAAUUAGCACCCCAUUUUAGUAACAUCCGCCUAAAUCCAAAAAAACUUGACAAAACCUCCAUGAACAACUAUAUUAGGUAAUCGGAUUGGACCCCUUUUCUUCUAACAACAUCCCCUAUGGAAGCAGUUAACCUACUGUACUCUGUUCUAUAUAUAAUUCGAGAUACUUUCAUAGACGAAAGACUCCCGUAUAAGAAAUCACUAAUUCCACACUUCCUUCGAACUAAGCUAAAAAAACUAAAAAAACAGCUACACAACCCAUCUGUAAGUUAUUUAUCCACACUUCGACGAAGUAGAGAAAGUUAAGACCUAGUUACGAAAAUGGAAACACAAAACACCAUAGCCGCAGAACAUCGGGCAUUAGAAUUCCCUAAACGAACAGCGCAGAUGUUCAAGAAACAAAUGACUAAUCAUUGGCCGUCAGGACCACGAACUAUUAUUAAUGAAUUAGGAGAAGUUAUAACCAAUGACAACCAAAUAGCAAACGCAUUCAACAAAUAAUUCUCAAUUAACUACACAGUCGAGGAGGGAGCGACUCCCCAACUGACCGAAAUGACAGAACGCAUCCUUACUAAGAUCCUUUUUAGUGCAGAAACUGUUAAGGUAGCCGUUGAACAACUAUUCAACGCUAACUCUAAUGGGACGGACAAAAUCCCCCAUGUAUUCUGAGGCAUAUGACAUAUGCUCCAAUACUCCUAUCUACGUUAUUUACCCUACUCCAGUCAAAUGCAUUUUUUCCGGACAUGUGGAAACACUCGACCACCGCACCUAUCUUUAAAAGCGGCAACCGAUCUAAUACCCAAAACUAUCGUGGUGUUCACCGAACACCGGCUAUGGCUAAAAUCCUCGAAAAAAUAGUCUACAACCAAGUACUAGAUCAUCUCAUAGACGCCAAGCUCAUUCCCUCCUCUCAGCAUGCAUUUUUACCUAAAAAGUCGUGUCAGUCCUGCCACCUAACUUUUUUGGAAUUCGUUUCCAGCAAUAGAGAUGAUGGAAGCACAGUAGCUUCAAGAUACUUCGAUCUAACCAAGGCCUUUGACAAAGUCCCCCAUAAAAGACUACUGAUAAAGUUAAAAAGUCAUGGAAUUAGGCCUCCCUUUUUAGAUUUUCUUAAAUGCUAUCUUCAAAACCGACAUCGAUUGGUGCAAAUUCGAAACGUAGUCUCAGAACCACUCCCUAUUACCAGUGGAGUACUUCAAGGCACUAUCCUAGGCCCGCUUCUAUUUCUCAUAUAUAUUCACGACUUAUCGUCCACAUCAGUAACAGCUAGGACGUCUUUAUAUGCGGACGACCUUAAACUUGCAUAUGCAUAAAACGGGAACACAGUUGCCAAUAUUCACAGAACAAUUGAAAAUGACGUCAGAAACCUCAGCGAAUGGCAUCAUCAAUGGCAGAAGCCCUUUUCACCCGAAAAAUGUCAACUCCUGAUCUUUGGCCCACAAAACUUCCGCCCAUAAUUUUCGAGGAUAAUGAAGUAACGGAGACCCUAUCGGUCUUAGUCCAGACAAUUAUGACAAGCCUCCUGAAAAACACGAACAAAAUGUGCGACCGCGCUUUUACAGCUUUUUACGGCGAGCCACUCACUUGUCCGGUCUUCUCUACUGCAAUUAUCUUUGAGGCUGCUGCUUCUUCAAGGGUUGGCUUGAGUUCAGUACCGUAUGUCAACUCUGAAUUGCAUGGAUCUUCAGCGUCACUCAUUCUUCAAUCAGAAGCUCAAGCUAGUGCGUAACUCAGUAGAAGGAGAACGGUCUGUACACAGGAGAUUUAUAUAGUGAAAUAGGGUUAAAGGGGACAGAGGGCGUAUAGUCUCAAUGAAGAUGGGGGAUAACAGCGGUCAAAAGGAAUUAUUAAGUACUACAAUGCUGUGGUUCUGGAGUAUGUACUACAUUCAUUGGAGUCGUCUCCUCAACUCCGUUUGGACACUCUUUCUUGUCUGUAAAGUGAAGAAGAAAAAGACUCGUCCGAAGCACAGCACCACAAAUCGCCGUUUCGUCUUUUUUGACUUCCCGCCAACUUCGCCCCAGUCUGACACCACAGACUGACAACCACCAACUGGAACACGCCAAAAUUUACCCAACUGGAAAAUACUUUCAAGGUCAGGCCGGUAUCAAAGUUCUUUAAUUUCGAUGAAGGACAUAUUAUUCAUGCCCCCCCUCCCAGAAACUGCCAAACUACACACUUCAAUUUUUAUAUUAUACAUAUCGUUCUUUCUUAAAACUUUUGUUAUUAUUUUUCCGUGGAAGUCAGGUUUUUUUUAACUUAAAACAAGCUCUCAAUUCGUGCUUUAUUGGCUAAACGGACACCCAAAACAAUUGAAGUCAAAGUGCAGUUGAAAUGGUGCGUUUGUUUCCUGUGUUCAAGGGAGACUGACAGUGCCCAAAGAGCGUUAUAAUAAACCUAUUAUGUUCUAUUCUAUUCUAUCAUUGGAUUGGUUUGGCGUUCUCUCAUGUGACCAUUCUUCGUGAUGUCAUGUCCAAUGUUUCCAAGGACAUCCUAGUUUGUGCCGCAUAGGUAUCUCAAAUCCAAUUCUUUAGAUUUCCUUGCCUUUACUUUUUUUGCAAAAGACCGAAAACUUUGAGACAGCACUUGGGUGACCUAUCCACUAGCUUUUAAUCCGUUCAUCUUAGAGUCACAGAGAUUUUUGAAGUGGCCUCACGGAUGCGCCAAGCGCGCGACAGACAAAGAGAACCACUUGCUACCAGUGAUCCGGACGCUGGCAAAUCCAUCACUGAAAUCUUCUGUUAUGGAUCCUCCUCGAAACGUGGUCACUAAAUACCACCCCUGAUAAAAGAUAACAUAAUAUCCCUCAUUGAGGACAUUGACAAGGCGGAUUUUUUAAGUGUUUUCUUCGCAAAACACCUUAUUACUGAGUCCGACCCAGGCCCUUUCUUUCGCUCACUUUCAGAUGGGACACUGAGUACAAUCGAUGUCUCCUCACAUCUUAUUAGAAAGUUGUUAUGAGCAGCCAUCAUGGCAACAUCGCGCCUCUCGCUGGCGCCUGCGCCUACGCCCUAGCGAGAGCCUGCUUGAGCCCGCACGUCUGCCCAGCUUCGAUUUGUCUCGCUGAAACUAUUUCUGCAUCACACAUCUGGUCGAUUCUCUACCUACACCAUGCGAGGAUUGUCCCUGACUUCGCGUGGGUUCAGAACCAAUGAACGUAACCCCUCUCACUGACUGGUUACACAUCGGACAGAGUAAACCACUGGUGCAAACAAUCUGCCACGAAAUGUUUGCGGUGGUGACUUUCUGCGACACACGGCUGGUCGCUCUGGCGGACGCCUCAUUUCGCGGCGCCGGACGCACCUUCUUCUAUUUUUCCGUUCGGAAUAAAUAAAUAAAGUGUUUCGGUGCUCGACUCUUCUUCUUUAAUUAUGCACACACCUAGAGUUAGAAAUUUCGCCUUCUUUCAUAAAAUUUUCUCCCCAACUGACGUCCCACUUCUUACUACCUGGCAUAUGGCCUGAAGUUGUGGCGCACUAAAUAUACACUAUUAGCGCUUAGCUGCUACAAAACGCAUAAGUCCUUUGAAAACUCACACUGUUCGGGAACGAACGAGAUUUCAAAUCGGCUUCUUAAACAGGCAUCCGACCUUCGCGUAUUGUUUAGUCAUUUAUUCCUUAGUUAUAUUUGAAAAGGAUUCUUUCCUGAAACAUGGAAAAAGUCAUUUAUCCUUCUUGUCUUCAAGUCUGGAUCUCUGUCCGAUGUUAAUAACUUUCGGGGUGUGCAGAAAACACUGUCUUUAGCAAAACGUCUUUGAAGGAUUAUCUUCAGUGAAUUUCUCGAUCGAUCCUGCGAAACAUGACGCUUGACAUUUCUUAUCCUAAUCACUUCCCCUCGUAAUGAGCAGCAGUCAGUGGUAGUUAUCUACUUUGGUUUUAGCGAAGCCUUCGAAAGUGUGCCCCAUAGACGCUUUUUGGUAAAAUUAGAAGCUCUCGGCAUCCGGUCACCUCUUCUCGACAUAAUCCGGUCCUAUCUACCCAAUAGAUAUCAGAAAGUCAUGGUUGGUAAUAGCUACACGACACCUCACUCGAUCACGAGUGGCGUACUUCAAGGAACGGUUCUGGGUCCGCUACUCUUCCUUCUUUACAUCAAUGAUAUUUCGACUGAACUCAGAAAUUCGCAAACGUUUACUUAUGCCGAUGACCUCAAGUGUGUUUACAUAUAUUCUAAACAUACCUCAAAUGUUUGUGUUAAAAAAAUUAAUGCCGGCAUACUAUGCUUGAGCAGAUGGAGUUCAACAUGGCAGAUGCAGUUUUCAACAUCCAAGUGUAGUUUCAUGUCUUCUGGUCCUGCCACCUCCCUAGCCUCAAAAUUUUUCUGAAUAAUUCGCCCUCAGAAUGGUUAACCAUAGAGGACCUAAGUUUGAGUUAUGCAAAUUAACUUGCGUUAUCACCUCACGCAGAUAGAAUCUUUGCCAAAGUCGCACAAAUAUGUGAGUUCAUAUCACACGUCGGAAAUGAAGCGAAGACUUCACCAAAUGUUUGUCCUUCCUGUCCUCGAAUACUGCUGUCCUUUCUUUGGUUUAAUGAACGCCGGUGACCGCAGUACAAUCAAAGGUUUUCAGAGGGUCAUCGCCCGGAUAUUGCUCUCUCCAGUCGCAAUACGUACUUCUUAUACUCAGAGAUGUCAGCCGGCGAACACUAAGUUUUUGUGGGUUAGAAGACUCGACGCUGGACUGUGCUUCUUUUAUUGCAUUAACUUUAGCUCUAAUCUUCCGCUCAUUGACACUCUCACUCCGAAAGAUCAGUCUUAUGCCACCCGCAACUCCUGCAUGGCGAUUACUUUGCCUCUUUGAACUACAUCUAAGCGCUCCCUCUUUUAGGCUUCCAAUUAUGCCUUCCUUUCGAAUAUUCUUCCACCAGCAACUAGGUCAUUGCGUAAGAUACUUGUAUUCAAGUCGAAAGUUCUCAAAUAUAUUACACCGGAGAUUUCAAAGGCACUGUUAACGGCCUCAAUUCCGAACGUUCAGCUUGUGGACUUCGAGAAGGGUCCUCCUGGGAUUUAUUAGCAGAUCAAGUGGAACUUUACAGCCCUCUGUUUUUAAUUGGCUGAUAAAUCCCCUGUUACCGCUCCGUCCCUACAGUGACGAAUUUCGCGGCUCUUGAUGUCAUCUCCUCAUCUCGAUCUGAAGCGGUCUGUCAACGCUCAUGGCGGAACCCUCUAUUCUCUUUGUCCACUAGUAAUUUGGUCGUACCUGUCUUGCCCACGCCUAGACUGAACUGGAAGUGGACUGGAUUCGAUUGCGUCUGGGUUCAAUUCAAUUCAAUUCAAUUAUUUUUAUUAAAGACCCGUCGGGGUCCCAUCAAAGCAAGUAAAAUAAAUUUACAUGCAAUUUUAGACGAGGUAGGCAAAAUCUGUACAAAGUACAAUACAUAGUUUUUGAGAUUAGAAGUCCGUUAAGCAAAAUGAAAAUGAAAAAAGCGAGGGGUGAAAAAAAACUCCAAAGCAAAAUUUAAAAAUGAUUGUAGUAAUUUAACAGGAGGAAAAAAAACCCCUCAGAAAAAUAGCAUCAGAAAAAUAUAUUUGCUGAUGUAAUUGAUGACUUUAUUUCUGUUUAUCGACAUGAAUAGGGUGCUCAAGGGCGAAAGCCUCAUUCCCUUAAUAAACUGACUUGCCUGCAUGUGGCGGUACAGAAUGGAAUAUAGUCCGACAUCUACGUGGCCGAAAUAAAUGUCAGCUGUAUAUGUAUAUGUAUAUCUCAUAUCUCGCCACUUUGACGCGAAAAAUCUCAUCCAAUGUGUGAAUUCUGCUCAUACGAUGUCCGUAUUGAAUCUCUUAUGCAGAAAAACACGCAGACUGGUCCUGUCUGACCCGCAUAAUUACCCCUCCUGGCUGACAUUUAUUUCUGCACUGAUAAUGUCCGCUUAUAAUCCGUUAUACGCUGCCACAUACAGGCCGGUGCAGUGCGCAUUUUGAUCCUUUUAUGAGCGACAGUUUUCUUCUCAUUUCAAGUUAAUCCAAUCACUAUUAUUAUUCUAAAAUGGAGUUUUUCACCACCCGCUCAUCAUUUUUAUUAACGGACUACUUAUUCAAUAACUAUUUAUUGCAUUUUGUAUAGAUUUUGUCUACUUUAUCUGAAAUUCGUAUGGAACUAUACUUUUUGCUUGCUUUGAUGGGGCCACGACGGGUGUUUAAUAAAAUUAUUUUAUUUAUUUAUUGAAAAACAGGCAUCCCAAGAAAUAUAAUUAGAAAGAUGAAGUUCUUUGGGAAACAGCAAAAUUUUAUUGUGAAUUUUCGAGACUGGUUCCCCAGUUCGUCUUCAGACAAUGGGCGUGCAAAAACAAUUAACUUUUAGCCUGAGUCUAGCAAAAGGAGUCAAUGAUUGGUUAAUAUUGUCAUCUCGGGAUUGGCUGACUCAGUUUGAAUCUGUCUUUAACGAUUUUGUAUGCGGCAUCUAAAUCGAUAUGCCGGUUGAUGCAUGCCUCAUCUGAGUGCAUUGCUUCCAGGAAUUCGCGGCCUUUUCUUGAUUGGCAGGCGCCAACAAUGCGAGUGUUCUCCCAUGCGAAUUUAUGCCCAGUGUCUAGUGUGUGCAUGGCCACCUGGGAUAAAUGGUCGCGUCUCUUCACCGCUAACUGAUGCUCAUGUAAACGGGUUGAGACGGAUUUCCCAGUUUGGCCACAAUAAACGGCAUCACAACUAGAACACGUCAUUCAGCGACCAAAUAUAUCGUUUACUAGUGUGUUCGAAAACUGUACUAAACAAAUCUGCAUGCCACAAUAUCAAAAGAGUCUUAUGACGCACGCGAAUCUUGAGAAAGUCCCUUUGCUCACUCCCUGUCAAAUUACUAUUCUUUAUAAAUUAAUCUAGAAGGGAUAUCUAAGUAAUUAACUGGACAGAAAAAGAUUUAAUGACUUUUCGAAAGGAUGGUGAGCAACUGAAGGUUAUAACGCGAAAGAGUCUAAAAAUUCGACAUCAUAACAGGAAAUAUGGACUACUCUGCCCUGCAAAUCCCUCACAUCCCACCUUUUGUUUAAAUUGGCAAUAGUGGAUCUAUUAGUUUACCCUCACGCCCUUCGUUUAGAGGCGCGCCUUACAAUACUGCAGAAAUGUCGAAGCACAUGAGCCUUGAUUUCUUUGCGAAUGCAGAAUACAAUAAACUAAAUAAUUUCUAUAAAGAUAACUCCGCACUUUUGGCAAGGUAACUGCUGGCGAGAAUGCACUUUUGAGACUUUGUGUAAGCAUUUCGGCAUCCUGAUGCUUAAAUGGUUGCAUAUGCGUAGGCAAAUUAAGUUUCUGAAUUUAGAUGGCAUUAUUUUUUUAAAUAACUCAAAAAACGUCGGCGAUCUUUUAAUAAACGCCCAAUAAUGCGUGUAACAUCAUGAUUGCCAGUUUUCAUCCUUUGUUAUUGACAUACGGUUACUUAAGUAACCGCGAUUGCGUCGCAUUAGGCGGGGUUAAUCUAGCCAGUACGUGUGUUCGGUCGAUUUGCUACAUUUGCGCGUUACAAGAUGAUUCAUGGUUUUCGAGGAUUACGCUUUAGGCCACAGGCCUGAUAUCAUAAAGGGUACCCUGCCAGCACCAGCCCCGCCUAGCCCCGCCUGGCCCCCUCAAUAUUGGCGGGGCUAGAGGGGGCUAUGAGGGGGCUAGGCGGGGCUGUGGAGGGGGCUGUGGCGGGGCAUGCAACGCGAUAGCCCCGCCUAGCCCCGCCAGCGAAAAAAAAUGCGCAGGGGACGCCACAUAUGUGGCGUCCCCUGCUGGGAUAUCCCAGCCCACUUUUGGCACCACUUUAAAAUAUCGUCCCGAUUGUCAAAUAUACGAAUUAAUAACACACAGAGAUUGUAAACCGGUGGACAAAUAAGAGUUUGCGCAAUGCGGGACUUAAACGAAACCUCAAUAUAUUGUGUUCAUCCGCAGCUACAUUCAGUGGGCGUAAACGGAUGCUUUCUCCAUGAUUUAUAAGCCAAUUUUGAUAAAUUAGCUCCUUUUAAUUCCAAAGAAGGUACAAUAAGUGGUGCUUUUGAAACAUAUCUUUCGAUGCAAAUAAGCUUAAAAAUGCUUCAAUGCAGAGGGGGCUCUGGCCCCACCCAGCCCCUUCCAGCCCCGCCUAUGAAGGAGCCAUGUGCUGGCAGGCGGGGCCCUGGCCCCACCCAGCCCCUUCCAGCCCCUUCCAGCCCCGCCUAUGAAGGGGCCAUGUGCUGGCAGGGUAUCCAAGGGCAGCGAAAAACGACGUCCUUCUGCGCACUUUUCGAUGAAGAGGUCACAGGAGCCUACAUCUGCCUGUACCAAUGGUACGGCAUGCCAUAGCUCUGCCCAGUAACCUUUCAAUCCCCACGCAGAUAGUAUGCGCUAGUGUUGGGAUGGUGUUGGUAGAGAAAUGUCACGUAAGCCAGUUGGGCAACUGUUACGUACUUGAUUGUGCUAAUUACAGUCAGAAUACUUCAGUUCAUUUCAUAUAGUCCACAUAGGAACUACCUAGCAACACUAAUGUCGCGCCUUUUAUAGGACCAAGCGCCUAAGCAUUGUGCUUGCAAGAAGGACACACUGUUUCUAAAAUUUGCACAAACGUGUGUACAAUCAUAAAUAUAUCAAUCGUUGCUGCACAAUAUUCUGCGGAGGAAAUCGAUUAUAUUUUCAUGGUAAGUAGUCGUAGAAACUUUGUCAAUAAGUGUACGUUUUGGUUCUGCGAAAAGGCAUGGUGCAAUUUUAGUUUUGACUUGCAGGCCCGUUUUGUAGGGAAGCGGGUUUGUGACGUUUGGACAUCUAGAUAUAAUUUCAAAAAAGUUGUUAUUUCAGUAAUUGUUUAUGUCGUGUCCAAAUCUGAGCAUAACUUUAUUGAAGACUUCGAAGCUUGGGUCGAUAAUUCCUUAACGCGACAGCAACAUUCAAAGAUUUGUAACGGUUUUGAAGAUGUAAUAUGUCAAUGAGUUCUCUAAACAUAUUAUAUCAGGGGAGGCAAUAUGCAAAUGAUGCAGAGAAAGGUCAGAGCCAAAACCAGCAAUGCAGAUGACUGAGCAAAAAACAAAGGACAUUGCAGGCUAUAACAAAAUUGCAAGUACAAAUCAAGAAAUAAUAGAAGGCUAGCAAGCAAUUUUAAAAGGACAUAAAAUGUGCAUGGAAAAAAGCUGCUGUACAGGAAAGACUAACCAGAUUAGAAAGAAAACUUUAAAACGGAAUUAAAACAAUGGGCUGAAACCAAAAACGUGUUGUUCUGUCUAUUUGUAUAAUAAGAGGUUGACUGAGACAUUGAUCAUCGCCAAGACAUGUGCAACUUCAAAAAUUGACUUGCGUUACUGUCAGCAAACGAUCCCAUUCUCAAAAGAAACUAUUUUUAAUCAACGCGCAUCUAUUAAGCUCUACCGUCUUCUACAUUGCCCGCAAGGUGAAGAUGAGAUUAAUGAUGUUUGGACCAUGUCUUGGUUCGCAGGAGCUCCGAUCGGCCUGGCGAUGGGAAACCUUCGCCCUUCGGGAGGCCUCUACGUAUUCGUGUCUUGGUUCAUCAACACGCUACGCGCAUGCCAGCUGUGAAGCUUUUGACUACGCAUAGGGCUUGCAAGACUACUGACUCUUCUACUGAAGAGCAAUGAUACAGUUUUUUAAAAACGCCUGCUUUCUUAGCCCUUCUGAUGAAUGUUGAUAGAGUUUACCAAAAAGAAUAUUCGUAAUAAAACAAAAAAUUUAAUAAAUCCAAGUUUUUGAACUCUGACAAAAUCCAAGAAAACUGAACCAAAUUUAUCCCGAUCUAGACGUACAUACAUCCCUUACACCAUACUCGCGCUAAGAGUCGUAGUAUACUUAGCGUUUUAUGAUGCGGUCAAGAACUCCUGUAUGUAGAGCAGAAACGUCGCGGUUAUUAAGAUUUUAAAAACAAGUUAAUAUCAGAAAGAAGUCUUUGUAUUUUCUGCUGGCAUUUUGGAGAUACUUUUUAUUUUUACAUGACAGAUUGGACCCAAAAAUACUUUUGUCUAUUACGACAGUGUGUAGAUUCCAGAAAAUUUGGUACAGAAGAGUGGUAUUAUGCAAAUUUACCAUAUAGCAUUAAUCGAUCCUCGAAAUUUGUUAACUCAAUUCGAGCUUGACCUUACAGUUCUAAAACGCCCUUAAACGGGGAGUGGUUGCUUGAAACACCUAACACGUAUUUUAUAUACACGAAUGUGAAGGCACGAUAGUAUUAAUAUUAGGCUUUUAAGGAACAAAUCCAUAAUCUAAGAAAAUAUGUUAUUUACUGGACGGAAGUGGAUGGUAAUUAAUAGUGUGAUUGCUGCCAGCAGUGGAGUAGGUUAUUUGAUAACAUUUCAGCCGCACUUGUUUGUUUUUAAUGUGAAAACUUUUUCAAAAGUAAUAUUUUACAGGACUUGAACACGCAUACUCCUCUGAAAAAGCGCCUUGUCGGCCUAUAAGCAACCUGUGCAACGCUCUUACGUACUUCUCCAUGGAAGUUGACAGUUUGCUACCAGGAAUUUAAAGCCAUUUUACAAGGUGCCCAUAUGGCAAGUACUUAAUAAUUUUAGACACUCACUGUCCUAAGAUUGACAUUUUAAAUACCUUUGGGGGGAAAGCUGUGAAUAUAGUGAAAGUCGAACUAAGGCAAGGGUGAUUUGAAUCCCGUACCGCUGGCUUGUUCAUUUCCGGAAUGCUUGUUUGAUUACAUAAUUUGGAUGAGAAAAAUUAAAAGAUUUUCCAUUCUUUUCAAUUUCCGAGGUAAAAUAUAACUAGGCGGGCAUUUUCCGAUGUUGCUAUUUAGCCUACGACGGCCUUCGUGCUUACUUCAUAACCCUUAUGCAGAAAAUCAUCAAUUCGCUACUCAUCUCAUGCAUACUCUCUUGGUCGAGCUUGGUCUGCCAAAGUAACUGAUUUUCAUAAGACAUCCAGCAGUGUCAUAUCAGAGAAAACUUUCCAUUCAUUCUCAUCAUUAAACUGUCAAGCGUCACAUAUCCAUGGUGAACGUCGAACCUGCAACAUCUGACCAUGUGACGCAAAGUCCGUAAACCUAUCGUUUAGAAAUGGUGUGCAACUCUUGCGAAUAAAGAACACCAAGUAACCGUAGGUUGUCGUUGGAUAGCACUCGUGGGGUUUUAAUAUCUGGAAUGGAUUCUGAGGCAGACGAAGGUCCCUUAACGCACACGUCCCAGAAGCCUAAAUUUGAACGCGUAUUCAACAGUAUGAUUUCGAAGUCCUAGGUAACGUUUGAUGCUCACUUAAGUAAGCUGUUAAGACAAUACUGACUGACAGAUGUUCUUCCCAGAUUACAUGGAAGCUUAUUUAAGGUAUAGCACAAUUUUGCGCCUAAAAAUCUCUUAACGGAAAAAAGAAGUCGACAAAAUCUCUUUUUUGAAGAAAUGCGGUGAUAGAGGCAAUUAUUUACACGUAUUUUUAUAAUAUAACGUUUCUCGAAAAAGUUUAAACAUAGUAACAGUUUCGUACAUUCCCUGUAAAUAACAGAUGAAAUAACUUUAACCUAAAGAUUUGUUUUCUUUCAUAGGAAAACUAGUGAGGUAAACAUGGCACAAUAGUUUGCUUGCUCAGUCUGGCUUUACAAAUAGCUAUCCAAAAUAGAAGUUAUUCUAGAAAAGUUCGUGCCGCUACUGUUGUGUCAAAUACGUUUCGGGAAGGUCUGUAAACACCUUCUAAAUGUGUUCAUGUUUAAAUAUGAUUUUAUAUAGAGAACCUAUUAAAGAGAAAGUUGAGAGCCUCUCCAUUUCCAUGAUUUUCUUUUUGUGCUUCCAAUGUGCAUCGGAUCCAAAAUUCAUUAGUAAAAUGGAGAAAAUACGAAUAUUUAUACUCGCCUUUGCCGUUAUCUUAUAAGCUGAAUGCCACUAAUAUGCAAGAGAAACAGUCUGUAUUUGGGCCCUUUAUAGUGAAUAAGGAAUGCGGAUUCAUACUUGGGUGUCUACACCAAGUUCAAUAGGCAGAACGGUUUUUUAAACACAGUUCUGCCAGGCUAGAAUAUAUUUUAAGCGGUUCGUUUAUUACUGCAUGCUGUCGAUAAAUAAUUUAUCUUAGAAUGUCUGUGGCAUCUUCUCCGUAAAUAUUUGAGUUAUCUAGUAAAUGCUCUUGAGCGCCAGUAAAUUGUUCUAUUUGUUGGCAGAUUCUCCUCGUUACGUGGUAGCUUAAUAUUUACCAGUCGGUAGUGUGAUUUCAGUUAAAAAUUGCAUUAUUCAAAAUUGCCGCAGUAACAAUUAAACGUGGUUUCUCAUAGUCCUAUAUCUUAAACCAACAUUUUGGAUAUAUAAGUACAAAUACACAGUCAAUCGUUCUUGCACCGCUUUAUGCAUUUGCAUCACGUCAUAGAUGCACAUAUAGCAAGGUAGUUUAAAGGUUACAUAUAAGGCUGAUAGUUUUUAAUAUGCAGGAAUAUAAUAGGUCUCAGUUAUUAAGCCUUUAAAUGUGGUUUUAUUCCGUCUUAUGUCAACAUUAGACAACUAAAAAUAAAAUUUUUCUCAUAAAUAAUUUUUUCCUGAUUUUAUAAAAAUGCCUGAAGGAUCAAUUACAGAGAAGCGUUGCUGCAUUCUUUGCUGCCCCGACAAAAUCAGCGUUGGAAACUAACUCAGACGGAUCUUUGCCGGAAUUUAAUAACAGAAAAUUCUGAAAUCUGUUCAUCAUCUGUUGAGCCUCUGCAAGUUAAUGACAUGGUUAAGUUUAUACUUUCAAAUUUUCUAUGUAUAUAAAUUAAACCUGAUGUCCAUUCAUUUAGGCGGUUUUGGAUAUGUUAUAGAUGGUGGCUUAUACGCAAAAUACAUUCUGGACACCCGUUGGCUUCGUAAAACUGGCGUGACCACUGAUUAGAAAAAACGUCUGUUCUUCAGUUGUAAAGAUAAAAACUAUCAGAGGAUAAUAUCGGAAAAUGAUAUAAAAAUAACUUUUAAAAAGACGCCUAGUAUCCUUUCAUUUAAUAAUAAAAACAAUUCUCCCAUUGUAAUUCCAAAAAAUUCAAUAAGUCUGUUUUUGGAUAAAAUAUCGCAAUUGUACAUUUUGUCCUCAAAAUGCAACUUUAAUAUUUUCAUAAUAGCAAAACAUUUAAGAAACAACCUGUUUUUUGAGCAGGCAUUAAAUUGCGUUGGUCACUUGCCCUAUUUUACAUCCUUGUUUUUUGGUAUAAUAACUUGUAAAAUUCUGACACUGUGCUUUAACCGCUUCAAGGACAGCAACGGAGAUUUCUGCAUUGAAAUUUAUGAAGCUAUUCAUAAAUUGCAAAUUUCGGGCGAAGAGAUAUCGGCAAAUGCGUCGAGUAUAGCCGAAAGCUUACAAACGGUUUUCCUCUCAACGCAAGAAAGUGGAGAACAUCGUAGAAAAUCCCUUUGGCAAGGUACGGUCAGCCCAGCUUAUUUGACCCAUAUUCUGUGGAUGUCAUACCAAACAAAGAAUUUUUCAAAUGAUGAGUUCACCUAAGCAAAGGCACACGCAAUAAAUUACUUAAGCAGUACAGGUUAAAACAAUUAUCAAAUAAUGAUAAAGAUUAGUAACCGUUGCUUUAUUAUAUGUUACUUUUUAUACACCUUUAGCUAGAUAUUUUAUCAUAUAAAUUUUUAUCUUGUACUUUGUUACAAUGCACCUCUUCGGAGAAGUCUCUUUGGUUGGAACAUUUAGUAAGAACAGUUCAUUAAAAGAAAGAUGUGAUUUUGAAAAAAGGAAACUAUAGGUCUUACGAAUUAAUUUGCUUUCCCUAAAACUGUCUUUUAAGGCCCGUAUUUUGCUUUCUUAGUGCGAAAAUCUGCACAAGUUUGUCAGUUUUCACAAACGGACCAUACCAACCCCCGGUGAAGACGUUACGGUUGCGUAACGUCAGAAAAUCAAAUCGCUGUAGUUAGAAGUUAACUCUAGUGGCGACCGAUAAUUCGAUUUCCCAAAGAAAAGCGUAUAUUAAAUCAGAAUGAAGAUUUUAGCUGCGACUUUCUAUAAAACUACUUACAAAUAACCAAGAAUAAGCAAAGUGCAAUCCUCCACAGGGGAUACUCGUACAGACCAAAUGAUUCGGCCCACAUCAAACGCCUGAUGCCAUUCAACAAAAUGUAUGUUCAAAAGCGAGGGUCGCACCCAUGUACAACAACAGCUUCAAGUGUAAAGGGUGACAAAACAUAGAACAUAGGGCACGGCAUGCAAAUAAGUCGGAUAUAAAAAGACGGAGGCACGACGUCUAAAACAAUGGCUUUAAUGGUCUUGGCUUUCGAACUUGAGCAGGAGUUGAUAAUCAGAAACUGGUAAAGUGCAGCAAAGUGUGAACAUUUAUAUCGUUUUACCGUGAGGGAGGAUUACGUCCCAAAGGAUAUAAGUGGGGAAUUUUCAAACUUGUUCGAAAGAAGGUAAUACUAGUAUUCGUUUUCACUUUGUCUUACAAAGGGCAGCAAAUUCUGAACCUACUAGGUUUUAGUCCUUCGAGACACUGUGACGAUCGCACUAUUCGUGGAGUGUCCUGCGAUUCUGCAAAUUCUGUUCUCGGAUUUAAGGACAGACAGGAUCAAAGUGCCACCUCAGUGCUCCCCUCUGUGACGUCUAUGGAGGUAAGUCACACAAUAACUAGUUAGGCAGCAUUUUGUGGUGAAUUCUAGGUGGAGUACUUAAGAAAUCCCGCUUUGAAAGUCAGCUUGGUUGUUAGAUUUGAUGGAUUCCAGACGUUGCAAUAGGCUAAGCGGGUAACUUGACCCAAAUGUGGUUAAACCCACGUCUUCCGGUGGGGCCUCGUAGCCCAAGCGGCUAAAGUGUUGGCUGUACUGAAGCCUUCACCUUGCUGUCGUGGGUUCGAAUCCCACCGGGUGCCGAGUUUUUCACAUUCAAGUUGGUGUGAAGAAUAAUAUUAUUUCUUCUGGGCGUCUUUUCGCACUAAAACUCGAAGUCGGGGGUCUUGAUAAAAAAUACCCGAUAAUGAAGAAUCCUGGUGGAUAUUGUGAAACGUUGACUGCACAUAAACUUCAGUAAUUAGAUCAUGCUGAGUCGCACACACUCUGUUGCCCACUUUCCGUCAAAGGUGCUGAAGUCAAUGUCGUUGCCGCUCAAAUAAGGCCAACUUUCAAAAUGUUUAAUCUGUACUAUCUUUAUGAUGCUUUCGAAGCGCGAUCCGUAGUUUUCGCAAUCCUCCAUGUUCAGUAGAAUGUCCCAUAUCUUCCCAUUUCCAACAUUCCCAAUAUCACGCUGGGUGCGAUAAUUCAGCCUCGAAAGAAAACGCUCAUACUAAAGCAGGGAAUGUAUUCUAAACCCUGAUGCGCCAGGGCUUUUUAUGUUGAGAUGUGUUUCUGAAACUGCAUCUAGACAUACCACCAUGCGUGCUUAUCGAUUUCGUGUGCCACAAGAGGAGGUGGGCGCGGGACGUUAAGUUGCGCAUACAUUAGUUUAUAUCGGCGACCAACUUGCGCAGCGUCGUCCGCACUAUUUCCUCUCUCAUUCACCUGAGACAAUUGGAUAGACAGAGUCAGGAAUACCGAAGGUGUGCUCGGCCCCAACCAUGUUUUGUGCGCAUAAAUUGAAUGCCUAUUAGAGACUAGUAAUUGCGCUACAUAAUAUUACACGUGAUGCUACCAGUCUGCCGCUGUAGAAAGGUCCGAGUUAUCAUUUUUCCUACUUUUGUAGAAGCAUCCGCAAAAACCUGGCGAAGAUGGCAGGGAAAUAACGAAAAACAGUUUUUUGGUGUAUGGUGACGCUAUGAGGUCGCCUCGUGUACCUCAUAGGUUACGCACAACGUUGGCGUCUUCCUUUGAAAGCAUUUACGAUGCUGUCCUAGACCAAAGGUAACAGACGACAUUUCACUGUUCCCCGAAAAAUGGACAGUGGCCAGUUUAUCUAGACCUUAUUAAUGCAUGUCGUGAUGUUUUGGCAGUUUGUCAGUUAGGGCCGUAUUUUGAUAAAAGCAAACUUGUUUACAUAUUUUAAAAAAUUCUAGCAGUAUUGGGAGCAUCUUUUCUUACAAUACGCCCGGUGGUUCAUGUUUUAGAGGUGGACAUAUUGUCUACCCAGAAAAAUCAUAAGUAUGGACGAAAUAUUUUUCCCUUGGACUGGAAUUAGGUAUUCGGGCAAAAUGUGUAUUACACACGUCCGUCUCGCCAUGAACGCAGAGGAAGUACUGCGUGUGUGGCUAACUUUAGUAAUAUAUUAUUUGCAAACGUGAAGUGAAAACGUUUAAAACUCCGGUUUUAAUAUUCAGUAAACUCGUUCCUUUCGUGAUAACUUUGGCAUUGGAUACAUCCGAAGUCUUUAAGCCGAACUAAAAUAAGAGAAGUUUAAAUUCAUUCCGAAAAUUAUUGCAGAUAUACUACCAAAAACGUUUAAUUUCGUCGAUCCAAAACCGAAUAUUCGCCGUAAAGUGCUAGUGUAGAACAAUGUAAGUUUCUCCGAAACAUAGAAAGUUAUUAUUUUUAAAGAGAAAACUAAUUUUAAUCGUGCCUACUCCUUCGAUACUAUAUAUGAAAAUAAGAAAGCAUAAAGGCUUCAAUAAAAUAAUUAUUACGCUCAUAUCCCAAGAAUUUUUGAUGCGAUUUGCGUGUUUGAAAUGUCAUGUCAAACGCCCUUUAAUUUGAUCAAGCAUAAUGCAGCACAAUAAAGACUGUUAACAAAAUUGGCAUUGGCAAAUGCAAAUCAUACCUCAAAAUCCCUGACAUAUUCAUACCCACGCUUUUGUGAAAUACUAAAUACACGUAUUUGUGGAAGUUUUGGAAUGAACAUUAAAGAGCCACUGGGAGGUGGAAGUAAAAAAAGAAGAUUUUCACUUACAAUACCGUAAAAGUGGUCACAGCGCAGACUGGCUUAUGAAGUUAUCGAAUAAUGUUUUAGCCAUAAGGAUUUUAGGGAAAUUUUGCACGCAGUUUUAUUCCUUUAGCAUCCCGAUGCAUGCUAAUCGAAGUGACCUGUUUGUUUUUUUGUACUGUGGACCAGUUCUCUGCCGCCUGCCUCAAAGAAGUCUGACGGAUUUCUGAUCAAAAAGACGAGUCCUCUAUCAUGA